Punctularia strigosozonata HHB-11173 SS5 is the source of this 1140-nucleotide messenger RNA. RefSeq lists its product as uncharacterized. Lineage: Eukaryota; Fungi; Basidiomycota; Agaricomycetes; Corticiales; Punctulariaceae. The coding region runs from base 1 to 1140 and encodes 379 amino acids. Gene Ontology annotation, cellular component: cytoplasm; nucleus. The transcript is spliced from 7 exons. The record is from RefSeq and is a predicted model, not a curated record.
AUGAAGCGAGUACUUGCGCUGCACGGUCAUUUCCAGAACGCUCGUGUCCUUCGAGGAAAGCUCGAGCACAUCCAAUCCGCGUGCAAGGACUACAUAGAAUUUGUUACACUAGAUGCGCCUCAUAUACUAUAUCCAGUCGAUCCUCCGUCCUCUAUGUCAGUGGCAUCGUCCUCGUCCUUGGCAACAUCUCGCCGGUUCGAGAACGACGAGCAUGAUCUUCGCCCGCGUUGCUGGUGGCGUUAUCUUGCCGAUACCCACGACACGGACGCAGUAAUAGAAUCCCUAGCUCAUAUUCGCGCUUUCUUGGAAGAACACGGUCCGUUCGAUGGUCUCCUCGGCUUCAGCCAAGGUUCCGCCAUGGCUGCCAUGGUCGCCGGAUGGCUUGAAGAACCCGAGAUGCAGCCGCAUUUCAAGAACGUUGAUCAUCCUCCUUUUCAAUUUGUUAUCUUGAUAUCUGGUUUCAUCAUUCCCUCGCCUCUAUUUCCGCUCCCAGCGAAGAUAAAGGCGCCUUCGCUGCAUGUUAUCGGCUAUAACGACACCAUGGUCAAGCCAGAGUGGCCCAAGGAUCUGGCUCGGCGUUUCGACAGCGCUGGUGCCAGAGUGGAGAUGCACGAGGGUGGCCACUUCAUCCCGCGCCGUGCUGCUUGGACGCAGUUCUUCGCCGAGUGGCUCGCGUCGGCUGCCACGUUGUGCGACUCGCCGUACUCCACAGCGCCGUCCACGCCGGACCUGUCCUCGUCGUCCUCGAUAUCCUCCAGGAAGUCCAACGAAGGCGCUGUAUCUCCCUACUUGUUGACACCUGUAAAUCGGGUCAUGGAGCUGACGGACAGCGGCACUCGAAUCGUCGAUGUUCACGACGCGGUUGAGUCUCCCUUGGGCAAGUACGGGAGCGAUGAUUCCGCGAAGAUAAGCAUUAUCCGGCCUUAUGCGAAGACGGACAACGUCGAUAUCAUGCGUUUCGUGAAGAUGGCGAGCGAGACGCUCUCUCGGCACGUGGAGAGCACGCCCUCCACGUAUGAGACCAUCAAGUCUCCGACCCCAGCGAGAUAUCACGAUGAGCUCAUUCUUUAUAUCGAGGUUCAGAACCCAGAUGGUACCAUUUCACUGGUUGAAUCGGAACCUGUAUCCCCGCGAAUCUGA